Molecule: messenger RNA, 7135 nt
Organism: Planococcus citri (citrus mealybug)
Lineage: Eukaryota; Metazoa; Arthropoda; Insecta; Hemiptera; Pseudococcidae
Product: chromodomain-helicase-DNA-binding protein Mi-2 homolog
Exons: 35
Coding region: 179-6163 (1994 amino acids)
Biological process (GO): negative regulation of transcription by RNA polymerase II; chromatin remodeling
Cellular component (GO): chromatin; nucleus
Molecular function (GO): histone binding; ATP-dependent chromatin remodeler activity; chromatin binding
Source: RefSeq, a predicted model, not a curated record
AUUUGGACGAUUUAAAUGUAUUGUGUGCCGUUCUAUACGAAUAUUGUGCAUCUUUGUUAUUUGUUUAAUUUAAAUUGCAAUUAUUAUUGAUGUGUUUGCGUGGAUGUUAAUUAUUUAAAUCGUAUAAUGGCACCUUGAUGGUUUAAUUUUUCGCAAUUUUUCGUUAUCGCUGAUUAACAUGGCUUCGAACGAAGCUGAAAAUGAUUUUGCCGAUGAUUUAGAUGAAGCGAAUCCACCUGGAGCGUUAUCGGAGGAAGAAAAACAAGUUGAAGAAGAAGAUGAGGAAUACGAUCCUGAAGAUUCUCGUAACAAAAAGAAGAAAGGAAAAAAGAGAAAAACCAAAAGUGAACUGAGAAAAGAAAAGAAACGAAAAAAGCGCAAACGAGGAGAUAGCGGCGAGGAAAGUGAUUUUAUGUACGAUGAGGACAAUGCCGCAGAUUCGGAUUACGGAUCGAGCCGCAAAUCUAAGAAAUCCAGGUCUAGUGCCGCCAAAGCCAGUACAUCAGCUCCAUCUCCGGUCGCUGCUCCAGCUGCUUCUGUUAGCACUUCUCCUGCUGCAGCUCCAGCUGAAAGCACCGUCAUGCCUUCAGUGGAGGAAGUCUGUGCAACGUAUGGAUUAAAUGAUGUGAAAAUUCAGUAUACUGAAGCAGAUUAUCAAAAUUUAACAUCUUACAAGUUUUACGCUCAACAUGUUCGUCCUAUUCUCGCCAAAGAUAAUCCUAAGGUACCUGUAGGAAAAUUAAUGAUGUUGGUAGCUGCAAAAUGGCGUGAUUUCUCCAGUCAGAAUCCGAACACCGAACAAGCAGAAUCAGAUGCUAAUGAAGAACCUGAUUACACUCCUAAGCCAACUCGUACCCGAACAUCUAAAACUCCGGUUGCGACCGAAGACGUAAUCGAUGAUGAAGAGGAAGAGAUCGAAGAUAAGAAGAAAAAACGCAGCAGUCGUAGCAAGAAAGGCAAUAGUAAAAAAAGCUCUAGUAAUUCGAAAGUUCCCACUCUCAAAAUCAAACUUGGCAAAAGAAGACACGGAAGUUCGGAUGAAGAGGGCGGAGGAAGUGCCGACAAAGCUGCUUCCGAUCGUGACUCUGACGCCGAAUUCGAACAAAUGUUGCAAGAUGCCGAAGAAGCGGUCGCUGAUAAAAGUGAAACCGCCGCACCAGAAGGUGAAGCUCCCGCUAAACGCAAGGCCAAGACAAAAUUCGGAAGUAAAAAGAAAAAGAAGAAAACUAAAACUACUUCCAAGUUUCCCGGUGGCGAUGAGGACGGCUACGAAGUAAAUACAACGGAUCAUCAAGAUUAUUGCGAGGUCUGCCAACAAGGCGGUGAGAUAAUUUUAUGCGAUACUUGUCCGAGAGCUUAUCAUUUAGUUUGCUUGGAACCAGAAUUGGAAGAAGCUCCUGAAGGUAAAUGGUCUUGUCCGCAUUGCGAAGAAGGUGGUGUGCCAGAAAAAGAAGAUGACGAUGAACAUCAAGAAUUUUGCAGAGUUUGUAAAGAUGGCGGUGAAUUAUUAUGCUGCGAUUCUUGUCCAUCAGCUUAUCAUACAUUCUGUUUGAAUCCUCCUUUAACAACUAUUCCGGAUGGUGAUUGGAAAUGUCCGCGGUGUUCGGCAAAACCUUUACCCGGCAGAGUAUCUAAAAUCCUAACCUGGCGGUAUAAACCAGAUCCUAACCAAACAAACGAUGCUUCGAAGAAGAAAAGUCUUCGACAAAGACCGAGAGAAAUGUUCGUUAAAUGGCACGAGAAAUCGUAUUGGGAUUGUGAAUGGAUAUCAGAGUUACAACUUGAAGUAUUCCAUCCAGUUUUAAUGAGAAGUUACGUGCGUAAAUUUGAUAUGGAUGAGCCGCCAAUCAUUGAAGAACCUAUCGACGACGGUUGUCCAAAAAUAAUGAAAGACGAGAAAGGAAAUGAAAUCGCAUUAGAUGAAACAUAUUACAAGUUCGGAGUGAAACCUGAAUGGCUAAUGAUUCAUAGAAUCAUUAAUCAUCGUACCUUUAGAGACGGUCGAACUAUGUAUUUGAUAAAAUGGCGAGAUCUGCCUUAUGAUCAAGCUACAUGGGAAGAAGAAACUAAGGAUAUUCCCAAUUUCAAAAAAGCAAUAGAAUAUUAUUGGGAUUUACGAGCUUGUAUGGAUCCGUCGAAAAAAUUCAAAAAAGGUAAAAGCAAAAAGAAAUCAAAGGACAGCCUUGACAAUGAUGGUGAAUCUAGAGCAGUCUUUAAACGAUUUAUUCCGCCACCUGAAAAACCAGCUGCUGACCUAAAGAAAAAGUAUGAAAAACAGCCCGAAUUCAUUGCUGAAACUGGUAUGGAAUUACAUCCCUAUCAAUUGGAAGGUUUGAAUUGGUUGCGUUAUUCGUGGGGACAAGGAAUCGAUACGAUUUUGGCUGAUGAGAUGGGUCUGGGUAAAACCAUUCAGACUAUUACGUUCUUGUAUUCCUUGUACAAAGAGGGGCAUUGCAAGGGACCGUUUUUGGUCAGCGCUCCUUUAUCGACCAUUAUUAAUUGGGAACGAGAAUUUGAAACCUGGGCACCAGAUUUUUACGUCGUUACUUACGUUGGAGAUAAAGACAGCAGGGCUGUUAUUCGAGAACACGAAUUAUCAUUCGAAGAAGGCGCUGUUCGUAUGAAUGCGGGCAAAGCUUCAAAAAUGAAAACAACCAAUUUCAAAUUCCACGUUUUGUUAACGAGUUAUGAACUUAUAUCCAUCGAUUCGUCUCUGCUUGGAUCCAUCGAAUGGGCCGUAUUAGUCGUCGAUGAAGCUCAUCGUUUGAAAAGCAAUCAGUCGAAAUUUUUCCGACUCCUUGCCGGGUAUAACAUUGCUAAUAAACUACUACUUACCGGAACACCGUUGCAAAAUAAUCUCGAAGAAUUGUUCCAUUUAUUGAAUUUCUUGACUCCGGAAAAGUUCAACGAUUUGUCAGCUUUCCAAAACGAAUUCGCGGAUAUUUCGAAGGAAGAGCAAGUUAAACGUUUGCAUGAAAUGUUGGGACCUCACAUGUUGCGAAGAUUGAAAGCUGAUGUGUUGAAGAACAUGCCAUCCAAAUCUGAAUUCAUCGUUCGAGUAGAAUUAUCCCCGAUGCAGAAGAAGUACUAUAAAUAUAUCCUUACUCGUAACUACGAAGCUCUGAAUCCGAAAGGAGGCGGACAACAGGUUUCCUUAUUAAACAUAAUGAUGGAUUUGAAAAAAUGCUGUAAUCAUCCGUACCUGUUUCCCGCUGCUGCACAAGAAGCUCCUUCGGGCCCUAGUGGCAGUUAUGAAAUUCAAGCUUUGAUCAAAGCUUCUGGAAAAUUAAUCCUCCUUGCAAACAUGCUGAGAAAAUUACGCGAUUCUGGACACAGAGUUUUGAUUUUUUCACAAAUGACGAAAAUGUUGGAUAUAUUGGAAGAUUUUCUCGAAGGUGAAGGUUACAAGUAUGAGAGAAUCGACGGAUCAAUCACUGGUACUUUACGUCAAGAAGCCAUCGAUAGAUUUAAUGCUCCCGGUGCCCAGCAAUUUGUUUUCUUACUUUCAACGAGAGCCGGAGGUCUUGGUAUCAAUUUAGCUACCGCCGAUACUGUAAUCAUUUACGAUUCUGAUUGGAAUCCGCAUAACGAUAUACAAGCUUUCUCUCGUGCUCAUCGUAUCGGUCAAGCUAACAAAGUAAUGAUUUACCGAUUCGUAACUCGAAAUUCGGUGGAAGAAAGAGUUACUCAAGUCGCCAAGCGUAAAAUGAUGUUGACGCAUUUAGUCGUACGACCCGGUAUGGGAAGCAAGCAAACUAAUUUCACCAAACAAGAAUUGGAUGAUAUCUUGAGAUUCGGUACCGAAGAAUUAUUCAAAGAAGAGGAGGGCAAAGGAGACGAAGCAAUUCAUUACGAUGAUAAAGCAGUCGAAGACUUAUUAGACAGAACAAAAAUGGGUAUUGAACAGAAAGAAAACUGGUCCAAUGAAUAUUUAUCUUCGUUCAAAGUGGCUAGCUACGUCACGAAAGAAGAAGAAGAGGAGGAAGAAGUUGGCACCGAAGUUAUCAAACAAGAAGCUGAAAAUACAGAUCCGGCGUAUUGGGUUAAAUUACUCAGACAUCAUUACGAACAACAACAAGAAGAUAUUUCCAGAACUUUGGGUAAAGGCAAGCGUGUCCGUAAACAGGUCAAUUACAACGACGGCGGUAUUGUCGAUAGAAACGAUGAUCAAACUUGGCAAGAAAAUCUCUCCGAUUAUAAUAAUUCUGACUUCUCUGCACCUUCUGAUGAUGACAAAGAAGAUGAUGAUUUCGAUGAUAAAGAUGGAGAAACUGGAAGACGUGGUAAACGUAAAUUGGAACGCAAAGAAGAAAAAGACAGACCAUUGCCUCCGUUGUUGGCUCGUGUUGGUGGAAAUAUCGAAGUGCUCGGAUUCAACGCCAGGCAACGUAAAGCUUUCUUGAAUGCUAUUAUGAGAUUUGGUAUGCCUCCUCAAGACUCGUUCAAAUCUCAAUGGUUGGUUCGUGACCUACGAGGAAAAUCGGAAAAGAAUUUCAAGGCUUACGUUUCGUUAUUCAUGCGACAUUUGUGUGAACCUGGAGCUGACAAUGCGGAAACAUUUGCCGAUGGUGUUCCAAGAGAAGGAUUAAGUAGGCAACAUGUAUUGACGAGAAUAGGAGUGAUGUCUUUGAUUAGGAAAAAAGUCAAGGAAUUCGAACAUAUAAAUGGCUACUACAGUGUUCCUGAACUGAUACGUAAGCCAAUAGAUCCAGUGAAAAAUGAACUGCCUCAAGGUGAAACUAAACCAGCCAUCACUGGUGAAAAUAAACCAGCUGUCACUGGUGAAAAUAAACCUGCUAACGCUGAAGCUAGCACACAACCUGCUAGCACUACAGUUAGCGAGGAAAACAAAGAAUCGAACAAAGAUGAUAAAAAGACUACUGAUGAAACAUCUGAGAAAAAUGAAGAAAAAGAAGCAAAUUCAGAAAAAGAACAAGAUAAGGAAAAAGAACCGAAACCUGCGGAUGCUGAAGAAAAUCAAACGAAGCCGUCUAACGAAGAAAAACCAGAAGAAGAACCGAAAAAAGAUGAAACUACCGAAGAAGAUAAUUCCGAAAAGAAGGAUAAAGAACCAGAAACGAAAUCAGAAUCCGAAGAAACAAAAACUGAAAAAGAAGGAGACGACGCGACUAAAAAAAGCGAAACUCCCGCGCCGUCCGAAGAAAAGAAAGAAGAAAAUAACACCGAGAACACAUCUCCGGCUAAAAACAUUAAAGAAGAACCAGCCGAAGAGAAAAAAGAACCUGUUGUCGAUAAAGUCAAAGAAGAAGAAGAUGAAGAAACCAAAAAAAUGCUGGAAAAAGUGAAAAUUGCCGCUGGUAUCGGAAGCGAAGACGAAAAACUGAACAGAACUUUCAUGUUCAAUAUCGCCGACGGUGGUUUCACUGAAUUACAUACGUUGUGGAUCAACGAAGAGAAGGCUGCGGUACCCGGUCGUGAAUAUGAAAUCUGGCAUAGACGGCAUGACUUUUGGCUUUUGGCUGGUAUUGUGACCCACGGGUACGGACGUUGGCAAGACAUUCAAAACGACUUGAGAUUCAACAUUAUAAACGAGCCUUUUAAAAUGGACAUUGGCAAAGGAAACUUCUUGGAAAUCAAGAAUAAAUUCUUAGCCCGAAGAUUCAAGCUUCUUGAGCAAGCCUUAGUUAUAGAAGAACAGCUGCGUAGAGCGGCCUACUUGAAUCUUACUCAAGAUCCUAACCAUCCAGCCAUGUCUUUGAACGCUCGUUUCGCCGAAGUCGAGUGUUUGGCUGAAUCUCAUCAACAUCUCUCUAAAGAAAGUCUGGCUGGUAAUAAGCCAGCUAAUGCUGUGUUGCAUAAGGUAUUGAACCAGUUGGAGGAGCUGUUAUCUGACAUGAAGUCGGAUGUGAGCAGAUUACCUGCCACAUUAGCGCGAAUACCGCCCGUUGCGCAAAGAUUACAAAUGUCAGAAAGGUCCAUUCUUUCGAGAUUAGCAGCUACAACAUCCUCAGCUACGGUACCGUCUUGCGGAACGCAGACCAUCGGAAUUGGUAACCAGUUCCCUACAGGGGUCGAUACUACAGGCCAGUUGAGCGGAGCUCUUGCCAAUACUAGUUUUGCAAAUUUCCGACCGCAGUAUUCGGUUCCGGGUCAAAGCUCUAGUUCAUCCGGUACUCAAUCGUUCCAAGGUAGUAAAAAUUAAACGAUUGACAAAACGUUUGUAAAUUUAUCCCAGCGAGGAAAUCAACGUAUCUUUGUAAAUUAUUGUACACUUUAACGUGCCCGUCGUUUGAUUUUAUUAUUAGUUCUUCUUUUUUAUGAAUGUAAUUUUAAAAAUUAUUUUCAAGUUUUAGAUGUAUGAAGAUGAAGGGUCAAUUAAUUUGAUUCCAUUAUUAUACUAGUAAGAAAUACGACGAAUUGAUCAUGUAGGUAGAUUGUGGUGUAAUUUUCUGCGCGAUGCUUUUGAAUUACUGUCUAAUUUACAUCAUUUUUUUCUCUACUUCGAAUCGACGAUUAUUUUUUUUUCAAAUUACGAUUUUAUAAGUGCAACUUUUUAAUGUUCUAGGACUAUUAGCAAAAUUUGCUUCAUCAUUGUAUGUAUUCUCUUUUAGCAUCGCUUUUAGUAAUGAAUUCCAGUGCUUGAAAAGAAAUGAAAGACUUGUUUUGUUUCAACGUUUAUUAAUGUGCUGUGUGCUGUUGAACCAGUCAGUUUUAAUUUUAAAUUCGAUUGAUUUCGAUUUUACGUUUUUUUUAACAAAUUCAACCGAAUAUUCGAAUCUAUUUAUGGAGAAAUCUUCAGUUUCUAAAUGCAAUGACGUAUCGACACUGCCCCAGUUCGAUUAUAAUGAAUUUAUGGCUUUUCACGCCAGCUUUUUAAAUUCCAUUCCUCUUACAUUAAUGCAAAUAGAAUUGUGAAGAAUGUGAUCAAUGUAUUAUUUAAUUUUAUCUAUUUUAAUUAUUUCUUUUAUGAAUGUUGUGUAAUGACGGAUAAUAGUUAGUAUUUCUUUUGCGAUGUUCGCAAUUUAUCAAUAAUGACGCAUUUUCUAUAAUUUUUUCAUGUACCUACCUACGUAUUUGAUGUCGCUUAGGGAAAUCGGACAUGUAUCCAAUACAGCUUGGCUUUAAUUAUCAUGAACAAAAUGAUUUUUACGAAUAAUAAAUUUUUUGAACAGCG